Messenger RNA from Phragmites australis (common reed), 3339 nucleotides. Its product is annotated as ubiquitin carboxyl-terminal hydrolase 23-like. The transcript is spliced from 12 exons. NCBI's taxonomy places the organism in Eukaryota, Viridiplantae, Streptophyta, Magnoliopsida, Poales, Poaceae. Bases 208 to 3171 code for a protein of 987 amino acids. Gene Ontology annotation, biological process: protein deubiquitination. Gene Ontology annotation, molecular function: cysteine-type endopeptidase activity; cysteine-type deubiquitinase activity. The record is from RefSeq and is a predicted model, not a curated record. Gene Ontology annotation, cellular component: cytosol; nucleus.
AGGGCACCUCGACUAUAAACCCCACUCUCCCCUCGUCCUCUUCCUCUCGCCGUCUCGCGCCCCCAAAUCGGGCCAUCCCCACUCCCCAAUCAAUCAACCAGUCCCCAAAUCGAUCGAAGCCGCAGCUUUUAAUCCCAUAAUUACUCCAAAAUGGAGAAAAUAUCUGCUCCUAACCACCCGAUCUGCUCCUGCGCGAGACCCUAGAGAAUGGGGGAGGCGGCGGCGAAGGGCCUGAUGCACCGGAGGAUAGAGUUCCACGCCGCCACGAAGCCCCGUGCGGCGGCGGCUGUGGCUGUGCCGGGAGGGUUUCGGAUGGAGAGGCUCCUCGCGGACGCUGAUAAGCGCGUGGCGGCGCGGAGUGAGGGCGAGGGCAGGACGUUCGAGAAGGGGGAGAGUAGCGGCGGGAGUGGGUUCGAUCCGGAGCUCAGCGCUGCGAGGAUCUACCUGCGGAGAAUUGGGGCUGGCUUGCACAACCUUGGUAACACGUGCUACCUCAAUUCGGUUCUGCAAUGCUUGACAUAUACCGAGCCAUUCGUGGCCUACCUGCAGAGCGGCAAGCACAAGUCUUCAUGUCGGACUGCUGGAUUCUGUGCAUUAUGCGCUCUUCAGAACCAUGUUAAGUGUGCUCUACAGUCAACUGGGAAGAUUUUGACACCGAUGCUGUUUGUCAAGAACUUAAGAUGCAUUUCUCGUAGUUUUCGGAAUUCUAGGCAGGAAGAUGCACAUGAGCUAAUGGUUAACUUGCUUGAGUCAAUGCACAAAUGCUGUUUGCCUUCUGGUAUACCAAGUGAGUCUCCAAGCGCUUAUGAGAAGAGUCUAGUUCACAGAAUAUUUGGUGGCUGCUUAAGAAGUCAGGUGAGAUGUACAAGGUGCUCACACUGUUCCAACAAAUUUGAUCCUUUCCUUGAUAUCAGUCUUGAAAUUGGCAAUGCUGCCACAUUGAUGAAAGCACUUCAAAAUUUUACCAAGGAGGAGCUAUUAGAUGAUGGGGAAAAGCACUACAACUGUCAGCACUGCAAGCAGAAAGUUGUGGCCAAGAAAAGGUUUACUAUCGAUAAGGCUCCUUCUGUGCUGACUAUUCAUCUGAAGCGCUUUAAUCCUUUCAACCCUCUUAAAAAGAUUGACAAAAUGGUGGAUUUUCAAACAACAUUAAACUUGAAGCCAUUUGUCAGCAAUUCAGAAGGUAUGGACUUGAAAUAUAGCCUUUAUGGUGUUUUGGUUCAUGCUGGUUGGAAUACACAAUCUGGUCAUUAUUAUUGCUUUGUUCGGACAUCCAUUGGGAUAUGGCACAAUCUUGAUGAUAACCAGGUUCGCCAAGUCCAUGAGGUAGAUGUACUGAGGCAGAAAGCAUACAUGUUAUUUUAUGUGCGUGACAGAGUAAGGAGUUCGAUGAUUCAUAAAGAUAAUGGUGCCGCCAGAUUGUCAGAAAAGAAAAUGAUAUCUGAGAAGAUCGCAUGUUUGAAUGGCGCGAUUCGAAAUGGUUUGGCAGAAACAGCAUUGAAUGUUUCCUCAAUUACCAAUGGAGAUACGAAGUUGCAGAAGCAGAACCCAGAUAAUGGCCUGCCCAGCAGUAUUUGCGUUGUUUCACAAGAACAGUGUUCAAGUGAGCAUAGCAACACUGAACCUAUUAAAGCUUCAACAUCCCAAAACAAUGAGCCAGCUUCAGUACAGAAAGUCCUAUGCACACAUCCAGAUAGUGCUGCUACCUUGUCCACCAAAACAGAGCAAAUAAUUCCUGAUAGUCAAAGGGAGACAACGUCUCCAGGACAGCCUGAUGUUUGUAUUUAUGAUGCAAGCUGCGAUCAGAAGGCAUGUGAGAAACCAUUGCAGGAACUACAACUAGAACCUGAUGGUGCACUCACUGAUUCAGGCAAAGACAUCCCUGCUGCUGCUUUUCCAAUAUGCAAUGGUGCUGAUGGGUUAUUGGGGGCAAAUGAGCAGGUGAAUGAACCUCGAACAGAUCCAUUUUGCAAACCAACUCCUGAUAUUGAUACAACAACUAUUGCCGAAGUCAUCCCAACUGAGGAUACUGCUGUUUCUAAUGGAACAAUAUCCAGCAAUGAAGAUUUAACCAGUGACAAUGAAGCUAAAGAGACAGAGCCUGUUAAGCAACAUGAUGGGCUAGUUGUGGUGAAGGAACUUUCUGCGAAAAACAUUGAUGAUAAAGUAAAUGCAGAGGAGCAGGCUUCUGUGCUGAACAAUACACUGGAGGAUGGAAAGGCUUUGGUGAAGGAGCUCUCUGUGAUGGACACUGACCAUAUGGCUGAGGCUGAGGAGCAGACCUCUGUGCUGAAUAAUUCACUGGACAUUGGACUGGUCGACUCUGAGAAGAAAAUCUGUUCUGAAGGCUCUGCACAUGUGGUUUGCUCUGAAGAUUGUGCACAAGCGAUUUGCUCUGAAGACUCUGUGCAGGUGUUAGAUAAAGGCCCAUGCGAUGGCAGUUUACAUAGAAAAAUGGAAAUCAAAUCAAAGAAGCAUGUGAAAUAUCCAGUUGUCAACUUGUUUUUUGGGUCCAAACGACUGCUGUUCACUUCACUUAAACCGCACAAGAAAAGGAAACACAAGAAAACUAAAAGGCGGUCUGGAUCUUCUAUGGACAUUGAAAGCAUUGCCAAUGAUCAGCAGACAUCAACAUCAGAAACUGUUCUUACUGGGGGCUGUAAAUCUCAUAGAUGGAAGCGCUCACGCAAUACUGCAAGUUCUGAAGAUGGUGUCCAGAUUUUUAACAAGAAACAAAAUCUUGGAGACUCCAGUGCUUCUGAGCUUACCAUGGACAAGAAAGACAGCAAGGAUGAAACACUUGCUAGUGCUGAGCUAGCAAGCUCGUGCCCAAGCUCUGUGGCAAAUCCUGGCUCAGGAAAAUGUGCAUAUACAAAUGAGAAAGGCUCCUGGCAUUUUAAUCUCCUGACGAGGGGUUUAAGAGAAAUCACUGUUCCACGAUGGGAUGAUAAUGGCAUGCCAAAUACCAUGGCAACAGAGCUGCAAUAUCCGAGUUCCACGAGCAUUGGUUAUGUUUUAGAUGAACCGGACGAGUACGACCGUGGAAGGAGGAAGAAGGUCAAGAAAUGGAUAGAAGACUUCAGUGGGCCGAAACCUUUCCAAGAGACGGCAAACAUCAGAUCACGGAAAGCUGACCAGGCCAGAUCUGGGAAUCAGCCUCUCAGGAUAUGACACGCUGGAGAAGCAGAGUGUUGUAUCCUUCAGUUUUGAAAUCAAUUUUCCUCUCUUUUUUUGGGGUGUGUGCUAUCUAUCACCUCUGUGAGUUUGGACAGUUCACUUCACUGGACCUUAAUUAUUUGUAUUUGUUGUCAAUUGAUUAACGGAGAAAUGAAGUGAAAA